Molecule: messenger RNA, 2109 nt
Organism: Aspergillus viridinutans
Lineage: Eukaryota; Fungi; Ascomycota; Eurotiomycetes; Eurotiales; Aspergillaceae
Exons: 7
Coding region: 1-2109 (702 amino acids)
Molecular function (GO): protein binding
Source: RefSeq, a predicted model, not a curated record
AUGAGAUUCGAUUGGCGCAGGUGUCCCAGUGACGACAAUACUCAUAUGUCUCAGUUAACACGAUUCGCGAUACUGUCUACCUUGAUGGAGGAUCAUUGUGGUGGAAGCGGAAACGAUGACGGGCUGCUCUACUACCUCAAUCUCUCGACAUCCUUCGAUACUACAACCUCAAACCUGACUGCCUUGUUCGGCAACGUAUCCAAAGCCGGAGGAAUCGCAAACAAUAUCGCCCCGACCUACCGCGACGGUGCCAUGUUCGCUAACGACAACGAGUUAUAUCUUUACGGUGGCCUCCUCCGUCUCACAGACAGUCAAGACCCCCCAGCCGGCAACAGCGUUCUUGGCUACGAACGAUAUCAGUAUGGCCCAGACCGAGAAUCCUGGCAACCGGGCUUUAUCAUCGACAAUCUCAACAGCGGCGUGACCAGAUACGUGACGAAUGGCGCCGGAGUCUCCGCACCGAGCGAAAACCUGGGGUUUUAUUUCAGUGGCAUGCGCGGGAAAGACUGGGGACCUAUCUAUGCUGACGAUGAAUCGGCCAAUGUCACAUCCGACCGCAUAAUCAAGGUGGACAUGUCGACCAUGCGCGAGAACAAGUGGUCUAAUCUGUCGUUACCGGCAUAUGUGCCUCCGCGUGCUAAUGCUGAGCUUGUUUGGAUCCCUGUCGCUGAGAACGGGGUCUUGGUCGCGAUUGGGGGAGUGAUUAAUUCAGCCACGAUCUUUUCAUCGGAGGGAUUGACGAGUGCCCAGCAGAAUGCGAGCAAGAGGGUAAGCCCGGGGUUCAUGGAGACAGUGUCUGUCUACGAUGUCAGCAGUGAUAAAUGGUAUCUGCAAAACACAACCGGGGACAUUCCUCCCCAGCUGACCCAGUUCUGCUCGGUUUAUGCGAGCGCACAAGACAAAUCCUCCCACAACAUCUAUAUCUACGGCGGCUACGACGGGCUGAGCACAGAGAACACACCCUCCGACGAUGUCUAUGUCUUAUCCUUGCCCUCCUUCAGCUGGAUUAAGCUUUACAGUGGAAAUAGCACCCAUGGUCGGAGUGGUCACCGCUGUGUCAAACCAUAUCCGGACCAAAUGCUUGUUCUCGGAGGAGUGCAUCUUGACCCUACGCAUUGCCUCGAUGGUGGAGUGGUCCAAGUGUUCAACCUGAACACCGGCAGGUUCCAAAACACCUACAGCCCGACAAUCUGGGGCGAGUACAAAGUACCGGACCUGGUCACUGCCGUCAUUGGGGGAGACUCCAAAGGGGGCGCCACGAAAAUAUCACUCACCUCCUGGACCAAUUCAUCUCUGGCAGAUGUGUUCAAAACCAAAUACACCAAGACCAUCAAGACCUGGUACCCCUACAACAGCACCACUAGCAGCUCACCUACCAUUACCCCUGUCCCAGCCAAAGGAUCCAGCUUCCCCCGGUGGGCCGGCGCCAUCAUCGGCGUUAUUCUAGGCCUCCUUCUCAUCACAGCAGUGGUUAUAUUCUGGUGUCUUCGUCGCCGUCGCAAGUCCCGCGAAUCACAAUCCACAAGCGAGCAACCAGCUCGAUCCUGGAUUCUGCGGUGGAUGCAAACCGGUGGGUCGACGACUGGCGUACCGAAGUCAGGCGACACAACUGCAUCGACAGGGUACAGUGCAUUUGCGAAUGAUUCAAAUAUUACGCCGGCAACCGCGGUGUCACCGUGGAGCGUAGAGGCAGGUGGUGAUCCCGUUUACGAGAUGCUAGGCCAUACCACCGCACUCCCCGUGGAGCUUCCCACACCGUACAACAAUAAUCCCCUCCCCAGUCCGGUUUCGAGCUCCGGCGUCUCGGGCACGGACUAUGUAUCCCCUGUCACGGUUAGCACACCCAGUACGGAGGGUGAACCGAGCCCGGUUAGACCGUCGCAUCAUCGCCAUGUGUCUAGUUUAUCUACUGUACCGACUAUAGCGAAUGUGAUGCGGGCGGAGAGUGGUCACCGGCAGACAUAUAGGUCGGAUAUAUCAGAACGGAGCGUUGAGCUUGAGUGUCCGAGGGGGGUGGAGCUGAGUGGGAGCACUCCCCAAGAAGGGAGAUUGGAGACGACAAGAGAGGUUAAUGAGGUUGAGGGCUUGGGGAUAAAGAAAUUGCCGUAG